Messenger RNA from Nerophis lumbriciformis (worm pipefish), 2158 nucleotides. RefSeq names its product phosducin b (gene pdcb). Gene Ontology annotation, cellular component: photoreceptor outer segment. Gene Ontology annotation, biological process: regulation of G protein-coupled receptor signaling pathway. NCBI's taxonomy places the organism in Eukaryota, Metazoa, Chordata, Actinopteri, Syngnathiformes, Syngnathidae. The record is from RefSeq and is a predicted model, not a curated record.
UGCUCAUUGGCUGGAGAGCAGCUACGCAUGCAUGCAAAAACACACACCAGCAGAUAACUUUGUGAAGAGAUCGAGCGCGCACGACCUCAAGAUACCAUUGUGAAAGGUAACUAACCAGAAACAUGUCAGACCAGAUGAUUGACUUGGAAGAAACAGCAACCCACACGGGGCCCAAAGGCGUUAUCAAUGACUGGAGGAGGUUUAAGUUGGAGAGUAUGGACCAGGACAACCUGCCACCUGCAAAACGGGAGCUUCUCCGACAAAUGUCAUCCCCUCACAAGAAAUUGGACGAUACCAAGGCGAAUCUGAAUCGCAAGAUGAGCGUGCAGGAGUACGAGCUCCUUAAGGAGGAGGACGAGGGCUGUCUCAAGAAAUACCGAAAGCAGUGCAUGCAGGAAAUGCACGACAAGCUCAGCUUCGGCCCGAGGUUCGAAAGAGUCCACGACCUAGACAGCGGGGAGGCGUUCCUUGAAGUCAUCGAGAAGGAACACCACAGCACGGUGGUGGUGGUCCACAUCUACAAGACCGGAGUGAAAGGCUGCGAGGAGCUCAACAGCUGCCUGGACUGCUUGGCCGCAGAGUAUCCCCCCGUCAAGUUCUGCAGGAUCGACGCGGUCGCCUCGGGUGCUGCUGAGAGGUUCUCGGAUGAGGUGUUGCCCACACUUUUGGUCUACAAGGCAGGAGAACUGCUGGGGAACUUCCUGGCCUGCACAAAGCACCUCAAUGAGGAGUUCUUUGCCACGGAUGUGGAGACCUUCCUCAACAGCUACGGCCUGCUGCCCGAGAAAGAGAUGCCCGCGUUGGAUGAUGAAGAGGAGAAUGAUGUGGAGUAAAAAAAAAGAAAAUGUUUGCGGCUGCUUUGGAAGAAAGAAAGCCGCCAAGAGGGUUGGAUGUAGAGCUUUGGGAGAGUUGCACGCUUGUAAGAUGAGGAAAUCUUUCUAGUGUUUGUGGAGGGUUCUCUUAUGGGCUAACAUCUGCUCUCAAGUAUGAUUUGGGUUAACUAGAGUGUAGAGUGUACAAACAAUAUGGAAGAUGCUAAAACAGCAUGUUUAUUAUGCACACUCUGCGGAGAGGAGUUUUCUUUACACUUCCAUCUUUAAAUAGCACAUUUAUAACACUAAAGGAGUAACAGUAACGUUAAUGUGGCUAUUCGGACCGUUUUUUUGUUAACAUUAACAUAUUAUUAACGGUGUUUGAUUAACAUGUUAAGUGUAUAUUAGGAGUUGUCAAAAAAAAACUUGAGUCACAUCAAAAUCUCGAUUCUAGUUUAUUACCAUUUCCAAUCGAUUUAUAGUUUUUUUUAAAUUGAUUAAAAAAAACACAAUUAAAAUUAAAAAUCGAUUCUGAAUAAAAUUGUCACCCCCAAAAAUCAGAAUCAAAUCAAAUUGUGAGUUGUUGUGAAUGUACCAAGGCGGUCAAGGUUAACAUGUUAACUCAUGCGAUUAAUCCAAAAACAUUAUCGCAUUAACAAUGUGUGAACUCAGAUUAAUUGGGUGAUAUACUUUGACCGCACCUGCUCCUUUACCGCGGAUGGUUGCCUGAAAGGUGAAGCAUAUGUCAAUGCAUACGGAGACUCCGACUUAUGUGCUCACUGGAAAAAUUGCACUUCAAAAUACACCCUGAUUUUAGUUUAGAUUCAACUGUUAGCAAGUUUUGAGCAAAUAAUGUAGUGUGUUACAUUGUGACAAUAAAAUAGCAUUUGUGUCAAAAUAUUUGGGUGUUUUUCAAAGCUAAUCUAAAUUUAGCACACUGCGAUUAAUCAAAUUGCAAAAGUGUGAUUAAUCUGAUUAAAAGAUUUAAUCAUUUGACGGCACCAAUAUGUAUGUAUAUAUAGUUUACUGUAUGCGUAACUCCUGUAUUUAAAUGGACUUUGAUCCUUGAUUUAAUUUAAUUGUCCACAAAAGGGCAUUUUAAAAAUGUUUUCACUUUCUUGUAAAUCAAUUUUACCAAAGAAGAGGGGAUGCUGAAGCCGGUGGUAAUCGUACAUCUGGAACAAGCUUGGUCAGAUAGUGCCAUCUACAUUUCAACAUACAGUGUUUUGUGUACACAGAAUUUAACAAAAAGUGCAUUUUAGAAACUUGUUUUCCUAAUAAUGAUAUACAGUAUAGCACAUGUGAAUUAACCAUUCUUUUAAAAAAUAAAACAACAUGACAAUUCA